AUGCGGGAAAGUGAUUUGGCAAGGAACAGAUUUCAUUUACGUCUGGAAGACAUUCGUCGUCACUUCAAGGAAGCUUUCCAAGAACGAAGUACUUACGUGAUCAACAUAUGCCCAAUGUGCAAUUAUUCCACACCUUACAAAAGCAAUUUGAAAAAGCAUAUGUUGGUACACAGCCGAUUUCGACCUCACGUGUGUGACAUCUGCUCAAAAAGUUUCAGUCAGAAAGAAAAUCUGAAACAGCACAUGAAAGUUCACACCGGAGAACGGCCAUUCUCCUCAAGCUACUGUCGUCCGACAAAAACCUAUUUAACCCUGUAUGAAAAGUUGAGAGUUAUUGAAGAAAGCGAAUCAAAUCCAAGCGAAAAGAAGGUGAACAUGGCGAAACGUCUGGGUCUCCCAGCGUCUACGCUGAAUACGAUUCUCAUCAAGAAAGAUGAAAUUCGAGAACAGAUCCUCAAGUUUGGACUAUCAAGUACCACAAGAAAAACUCGCAAGGAGUCAAAGUACAGUGAUCUAGAAGUUGAAUUAUUUGAGUGGUAUAAAUGUGAAUUAGAAGCAGGUUUUCAAGAUCCUGAUUAUUUUUUCUAUAAAAACAAAGCACCCCAGAUUGCUGUUCUAACUUGUACAGUUUGCAACUACAGUACAGUCAACUCGGCUCACAUGAAGAGACAUGCAGUUGUGCACAGUGGUGAGCGACCUUAUGUUUGUGAGUUCUGCAACAAAACAUUCAAUCGGAAGGAUUACCUUAAGAUUCACAAGAUGAUCCAUUCGGGAGAGCGACCUUUUGAAUGCCCCCUCUGCUCUAAGGCAUUUACUCAGAAACAAAGUUUGAAAAUGCAUCUUACAACCCAUAUGAAGUGAUUGUGUACUUGGAACAACAUAUUUUUUUAACAAAUACUAAUGGAUGACAUCCAGAAACUGCAGUUUUAGCAUUAUUUGAGAUCAUCAGUCCAGAAUCGGUAUAACAGAUCUAGAGGCGGCAAACGUCUCAUAUAAGCUGAGCUUACCUUCAGACUGGUAGUUAAAAUUCUUUAGCACACCAGCAGGGGAUAGGCAAAAAUGGUGAGGGAAAGCAUUAAGUGAAGGUAAAAGCUGGGGAAUGUUCAGGGGAGUGCACAGAAAUUUUAGGGUUCGUACAAAUGACUUUUACGGGCCUCCCUCCUUAUUGUUUACCCCUACAUAUGUUUCACCCCUCAUUUUAAAAAUCUUGGGCCCCCUUGAGGUUCGAGCCCAGGCCAACAGGUGUUCCCCCCCCCCCCCUGUGCAUGCCCCUGGGUAUGUUUCUAUAUGCAGUUAAAGCUGUUUGUAAUUCUGCCUAAGCUUUGGUUAUGGGGCUAAUACUUGUAACUUUAUACUAAUAAAGUGUAUUAAGGAUAAUAUGUGUCUAACUAGAAUAAUUUAUACUUUCUUAUCUUCGGGUGUUAUUCCUUGCAUUUUGUAUUUAUGACAUCAUGUUGUUCACCAGUCUAGAAUCCUUUCUGAAAUACUGUUCAUAAUGUGUAAAACUCUGAUGCAAUAUCAAUUUACUCUCAUACUGAAGUUAA
This is a messenger RNA of Uloborus diversus, 1544 nucleotides long. Its product is annotated as zinc finger protein 484-like. Gene Ontology annotation, biological process: regulation of transcription by RNA polymerase II. The record is from RefSeq and is a predicted model, not a curated record. NCBI's taxonomy places the organism in Eukaryota, Metazoa, Arthropoda, Arachnida, Araneae, Uloboridae. Gene Ontology annotation, cellular component: nucleus. The transcript has 4 exons. Gene Ontology annotation, molecular function: DNA-binding transcription factor activity, RNA polymerase II-specific; RNA polymerase II transcription regulatory region sequence-specific DNA binding. The coding region runs from base 1 to 861 and encodes 286 amino acids.